Hyaloscypha bicolor E is the source of this 1014-nucleotide messenger RNA. RefSeq names its product NAD(P)-binding protein. The record is from RefSeq and is a predicted model, not a curated record. Lineage: Eukaryota; Fungi; Ascomycota; Leotiomycetes; Helotiales; Hyaloscyphaceae. Bases 1 to 1014 code for a protein of 337 amino acids. The transcript has 3 exons.
AUGGGUUGGUUUGCUUCAUUCCUCUACUCACAGCUAUUUGUCAAUCUGCCUGCGCCCACUAAGGAUUUCACCGGCCAAACAAUCAUAGUAACCGGCUCGAACACUGGUCUUGGACUCGAAGCAGCCCGACACCUCUGCCACCUCAACGCCACAUUCAUCAUCCUUGCUGUCCGUAACCAAGCCAAGGGCGAACUAGCAAAGCAGUCUAUCCUCGCAAGGACUGGCAAUUCCAACACCAGGAUUGAGGUAUGGGACCUUGACAUGCAGUCGUACGACUCCAUCAGAACGUUUUGCACCAGAGCCAACGACCUUCCUCGACUUGAUGCUGUGCUAGAGAAUGCAGGCAUAAUGACUAAAUACUUCAAGAUGGUGGCGGGGUAUGAGUCAACCAUCACCACAAACGUCAUUGGCACCUUCCUCCUGGCCAUUGGCUUAUUACCAAAGCUGAGGCAGUCAGCCGCGAGAUACAAAAUGCAAGCAAGACUUUCCAUCGUGGCCUCCGAUUUGCAUUUCAUUGCCAAAUUUGCAGAAGGUCUGGACAAGGAUAUUUUCGCGGCUUUGAACGAUGAGAAGAAGUCAGAGAUUGGCAUGGAAAGAUAUGCUAUAUCAAAGCUACUUCAAGUCUUCGUUGUGCGCGAGCUUGCCUCCCGCAUCACUCAUGAUCCCAAGUCGUCAUCGCCGAGUGUGAUCAUCAACUGCAUGACGCCUGGAGCUUGUAGGUCGGACUUUGACCGCGAAUCUACAGGCGUUGGGAGAAUUAUGAGCAUUUUCAUGAAUAUGUUAAUUGCACGCACUACAGAAGCAGGAAGUAGAACCCUUGUGGCUGGGCUCGCUGCUAGUGAGGAAAGCCACGGGAAGUACAUGGCUGAUUGCCGAGUUGCCGAGCCAGGUUCCAUGGUUCGAGGCUCUGACGGAGUGGCUCUGCAGCAGAAAAUUUGGGAUCAGCUUGUUCAUCAAUUGGAGGCUAUUCAACCUGGUAUUUCUCAAAACAUUUCACUUCAAAGCAGUGUGUAG